Molecule: messenger RNA, 660 nt
Organism: Solanum verrucosum
Lineage: Eukaryota; Viridiplantae; Streptophyta; Magnoliopsida; Solanales; Solanaceae
Product: ethylene-responsive transcription factor ERF109-like
Exons: 2
Coding region: 1-660 (219 amino acids)
Biological process (GO): regulation of DNA-templated transcription; ethylene-activated signaling pathway
Molecular function (GO): DNA binding; DNA-binding transcription factor activity
Source: RefSeq, a predicted model, not a curated record
AUGAAUAGAUUCCGUCAAGAUUCUCUACUUCAAGAAAAUGACUGUUAUACCCUCGCACACAAUUUGACUGAAAAUCAAAAACUUUACUACAUGGUGUCAGCACUCCGACAUGUUGUCUCUGGCGUCGGCGACGGCCGAGCGGACGGCGAAGCUGCUCAGCAUUUGUUGGAAGUUCAAAAUGCUAGUGGUGGUUCAGCCACGUCAGCUAAUUCGAUGCCACGUAGGAGCGGCAUUAAUGUGGAGUUGGGGAAGGGGAAGAAGAGGAGAAGGAGGAAUACGAAAAAGGAAUAUAGGGGAGAAUUUAGGGGGGUUAGACAAAGACCAUGGGGAAAAUGGGCCGCUGAGAUACGUGACCCGCAUAAAGCCCAACAACUUUGGCUUGGUACUUUUGUUACCGCUGAAGAUGCUGCUAGAGCUUAUGACAAAAAGGCUAUAGAAUUUAGAGGUGAAAAGGCUAUAACCAACUUUCCUAUUACAGAAUAUGCUGAUGAGUUUAACAAGUCGCCAACUGUAGUAAUGGAAGAAUUAAUACAAGUCAUUAAUGGUGUUGAGGUGGCUGUUAAUGGUGAAAAUAGUAUGCAAAAUGGUGAUGAGGACGACGACUUUUGGGAGACGUUAGAAGAUGAUGGACUUGUCAAGCGGAUCAAUAUGUUCUUCUGA